AUAGUUUUAUAACCUGUUAUUGGUGGUCCCAUGCUUCUCCUUCAUGGACACGACGAACCAGGGAUUCAGAUCGAGAUAUUGGAAUUUGUAUGAUGGGUCUCUUCUUUGUUUUCGGGAGUCGCAGCGCGGUUUGAAUUAGCUUCCCUCUCCAAAGCUGCUGAAGCUGUUAUAGUUUCACGAAGCAAGCGAAAUUGAUCAUCUAUGCGAAGUGGGUUUCUGUUCUGGUUGGGUCUGGAAGUCUUAAGAUUAGACCUCUGCUUCUUUGCUGUUCUGGGUGAAAAGGAUGUUAUUUCAUCAUUAUAUGAUUUAUGAUACCCUUAAGUAGUGGGUUCUCUAGUUCCCGUUAUAUCUUUCAUGGAGUAAUGAAUUGAAUUGUAAGCUUUCAGCUCUUCUCUGUGCUAUCUUUGAUCAACCUUCUUCUUCCUUUUUUGUUUCCUGGUUUAUUCUGCUUGUCUUUCGCCCUUUUUUUUUUUCUUUUCCGGUUCGUUUUGCUCGUCUUCCUCUUCUUUCCUUUACGUUUCACUAGAGGAACCAGUGCCUUUGCUGUUGAUAGAUAACGUUGAUUUGAAGGGCACCUUCUGGGGAUUCGGUGAAAUAUCUUGUUGUUGAACUGUGAUCCCGCCUUUCUUCGUUUUCUAUCUUUCUUAAGAGCCUUAUUGUGAUUCUGACCAGUAUUAAAUAUUUUGGAUCGAUCAGAAGCUCUAGGAGUUUACCUUUUAAGCUGUUUUAGGUGCUAAAUGUGGUAUUUUCGUGAUAGACUACCUGAUCUGGAAGAUAGUUGAAGCUUACUGAGUUCAGUUCAGUUGAUGUGCAAGUACAACUGAGGAACUAAACGAGGUUUCUGCCCCUUCUUACGAAAGAUAUCUUCUCCUUGAAAAAGGAUUUGGGAUAUAUAGAUUCAUUUUAGCUUUUCAUUAUUUAGAUUUAGUGUGACAAUGUCUUCUUCCAGACCCGACCAGUCCACCAGUAGUUCUAGCAGAUCUAGACACAGUGCUAGGAUUAUUGCUCAGACCACUGUCGAUGCAAAGCUUCAUGCAGACUUUGAGGAAUUGGGUAGUUCAUUUGACUACUCAACUUCUGUGCGCAUAACCAACAAGGUAUCGGGUGAUCAGCAACCCAGCAGGUCUGAUAGAGUAACCACAGCUUACCUCCAUCACAUACAGAAAGGCAAGCUGAUCCAACCUUUUGGUUGCUUGUUAGCCCUAGAUGAGAAGACUCUUAAGGUUAUUGCAUAUAGCGAGAAUGCCUCAGAGAUGCUAACCAUGGUUAGCCAUGCUGUCCCCAGCAUGGGAGACUACCCAGUGCUUGGAAUUGGCACGGAUGUGAGGUCCAUUUUUACUUCCCCUAGUGCAUCUGCAUUGCACAAGGCCCUUGGGUUUGGGGAGGUUUCUUUGUUGAAUCCUGUCUUAGUGCAUUGUAAAACUUCUGGGAAGCCCUUGUAUGCAAUUGUCCACAGAGUUACAGGUAGUUUCAUCAUUGACUUUGAGCCUGUGAAGCCAUAUGAAGUACCUAUGACAGCUGCUGGGGCCCUCCAAUCGUACAAACUAGCUGCCAAGGCGAUUGCACGCUUACAGUCAUUGCCCAGUGGGUGCAUGGAUAGGUUGUGUGAUACGGUGGUCCAGGAGGUCUAUGAACUUACAGGUUAUGACAGGGUCAUGGCCUACAAAUUUCAUGAGGAUGAUCAUGGUGAAGUUGUGUCUGAGAUCACCAAACCAGGCCUUGAACCAUAUUUGGGUCUACAUUACCCAGCCACAGAUAUCCCUCAGGCAGCAAGGUUCCUCUUCAUGAAGUGCAAGGUUCGUAUGAUCUGCGAUUGUCGUGCGAAGCAUGUAAAGGUGCUGCAAGAUGAGAAGCUUUCAUUUGGUUUGACAUUGUGUGGGUCAACGCUGAGGGCCCCACACAGCUGCCACUUACAGUAUAUGGAGAACAUGAGUUCCAUUGCUUCUUUUGUUAUGGCUGUGGUUAUUAAUGAAGGAAAUGAAGAAAGUGAUGAGAGCUCUGCUGCUGGUUCCUUGCAGCCACUGAAGAGGAAGAGGCUCUGGGGACUUGUGGUCUGCCAUAACACUACUCCGAGGUUUAUUCCAUUCCCUCUACGCUAUGCCUGUGAGUUUCUAAUCCAGGUAUUUGCCAUCCAUGUCAAUAAGGAGAUAGAAUUAGAAAAUCAGAUUCUUGAGAAGAACAUUCUACGUACACAAACACUGUUAUGUGACAUGCUGAUGCGGGAUGCACCUCUAGGAAUUGUUUCACAGAGUCCUAAUAUAAUGGAUCUGGUAAAGUGCGAUGGGGCUGCACUUUUGUACAAAAAUAAGGUCUGGUUCCUGGGAUUGACUCCAACUGAAUCCCAGAUACAUGAGAUAUCCACAUGGCUCUCUAACUCUCACAUGGAUUCCACGGGGUUGAGUACAGAUAGCCUGUAUGACGCAGGGUUUUCAGGGUCUCUUUCUCUUGCAGAUGUAGUAUGUGGGAUGGCAGCAGUUAGGAUAAAUUCUAAAGAUAUGCUUUUCUGGUUCCGGUCCCCCACUGCUGCUGAGGUUCAAUGGGGAGGAGCAAAGCAUGAUCCAAAUGAUAAGGAUGAUUCAAGAAGGAUGCACCCACGAUCGUCAUUCAAGGCUUUCCUUGAAGUUGUUAAGACAAGGAGUUUACCUUGGAAGGAUUAUGAGAUGGAUGCCAUUCAUUCUCUGCAGCUUAUUCUCAGGAAUGCUUUCAAUGAGAAUGAAUCCACCGCAGAUACGAACACUAGCAUGAUCUACUCACGGCUUAACAAUCUUAAGAUUGAAGGGAUGGAGGAGCUGGAAGCAGUGACAAAUGAGAUGGUGCGUUUGAUUGAGACAGCCACAGUACCAAUAUUGGCAGUCGGGUUUGAUGGGCUCAUUAACGGGUGGAAUAUCAAAAUUGCUGAGCUAACUGGGCUGCCUGUUGAUCAGGCAAUCGGGAAACAUUUGCUCACUUUAGUUGAAGAUUCUUCAAUUAAUAUAGUCAAGAGGAUGCUGCAUUUGGCACUUCAGGGGAAAGAGGAGCAAAACAUCCAAUUUGAGAUGAAAACUCAUGGUUCUAGGGCCGACAGUGGUCCUGUCAGCUUGGUUGUGAAUGCUUGUGCAAGCAGGGACCUUCAAGAAAAUGUUGUGGGUGUGUGUUUUGUGGCUCAAGAUAUGACUGGUCAGAAGGCAGUCAUGGACAAGUUUACUCGGAUUGAAGGAGAUUACAAAGCGAUUGUACAGAACCCAAACCCACUGAUUCCUCCAAUAUUUGGAAUGGAUGAAUUUGGCUGGUGCUCAGAGUGGAACCCAGCAAUGAUCAGCUUGUCUGGAUGGGAUCGCGGAGAAGUGAUUGAUAAGAUGCUGCUGGGUGAGGUUUUUGGGACUCACAAGGCAUGUUGUCGACUCAAAAAUCCCGAAGCUUUUGUAAAUCUUGGGAUUGUAUUCAAUAAUGCAAUAAUGGGUCUGGAAACUGAGAAGAUUUCAUUCAGUUUCUUUGGGCGGAAUGGGAGAUAUGUGGAUUGCCUGCUCUCUGUGAGCAAGAAAUUGGAUGGAGAGGGUAGGGUAACCGGGGUCUUUUGCUUCUUGCAGCUUGCUAGUCAAGAGUUACAACAGGCGUUACAUGUGCAGCGAUUAUCAGAACAAACUGCUUUGAAGAAACUAAAGGAAUUGACAUAUAUAAAGCAGCAGAUCGGGAAUCCUCUCUCUGGGAUCCUAUUUUCUCAGAAGAUGAUGGAGGGUUCCAAUUUGGGUGAAGAACAAAAACAGCUUUUGCGUACCAGUGUACGAUGUCAACACCAACUGAAUAAGGUUCUUGAUGACAAUGAUCUUGGAAGCAUCAUGGAUGGCUAUUUGGAUUUAGAAAUAGUUGAGUUUACUCUGCAAGAGGUGCUGGCUGCUUCAAUUAGUCAAAUCAUGAUUAAGAGCAAUGACAAAGGUGUUCGGAUCAUCAAUGAUACGGUAGAGGAAAUCAUGGCCGAAAUCCUCUAUGGAGACAGUCUGAGGCUUCAACAGAUAUUUGCUGAUUUUUUGUCGAUAUCUAUGAAUUUUACACCAACUGGAGGUCAGCUUGCAAUUUCUGCCUGUCUGACAAAAGAUAAGUUGGGAGAAUGUGUUCAUAUUGCAUGUCUGGAGCUCAGGAUAACACAUACGGGAGGUGGGAUACCGGAAGAAUUGUUGGGCCAGAUGUUCGAAAGCUAUGGGGAGACAUCAGAAGAUGGAAUAAGUCUUCUGGUCAGUAGGAAACUGUUGAGGCUAAUGAAUGGAGACAUUCGGUAUUUGAGGGAAGCAGGCAAGUCAUCAUUCCUGUUAUCUGCUGAACUUGCCUCAUCCCAGAAGUCCCCAAGCUCAAACAGAUCUAAGAGGGGAAUAGCUUUGUGAAAGAAUCUGCACAGAAAAGGAGGCAUGAUUGUCUUUUUUGUUGUGUGUGCAUGAUUGAGUUGAUUACCUACAAGCUCUUGCUUCCGUAAAGCAGAGUUUGAAAACGCCACCCCACCCCCUUGCCCCCCACGGAA
Molecule: messenger RNA, 4489 nt
Organism: Telopea speciosissima
Lineage: Eukaryota; Viridiplantae; Streptophyta; Magnoliopsida; Proteales; Proteaceae
Product: phytochrome A-like
Exons: 4
Coding region: 936-4355 (1139 amino acids)
Biological process (GO): regulation of DNA-templated transcription; red, far-red light phototransduction; protein-tetrapyrrole linkage
Cellular component (GO): nucleus
Molecular function (GO): phosphorelay sensor kinase activity; protein homodimerization activity; photoreceptor activity
Source: RefSeq, a predicted model, not a curated record